AUGCAAACAAAAUGUCCAUUGAAGGUGACAAUAGAAAAAGAGAAGGAGUUUAAUUACUACAAACCAGGAGAUUACUUGAUUACUGGAAUAACAUCUAAAAUAUUUUCUCGAAGUUAUCCUUAUGUUCUUUCCAAGCCUCCAGCUCACAGGUUGAGAAGUUCUUUGACAAUGUUCUGCCAUAUCCUGCCCUUCUUCUUUGCUGUUCAUGAGAUCAACCAGAGCCCAAGGCUCUUACCCAACAUCUCCCUGGGCUACAACAUCUAUGAGAACUUCUUCAAUGCAAAAAUAACCUAUGAGGCCAUGAUGGACUUCCUCUCUACAGGGCAGGAGAACGUCCCAAACUACAGAUGUGGAAGGCAAAAGAAACUGCUGGCAGUUCUUGAAGAGACAGAAUCUCAGCUCUUUGAUCAUGUUUCUACUUUCUUGGGCAUCUACAAAAUCCCACAGAUCAACUACGGUGUUAUCAGCCACAUUCCUGAGCAAAAUAAUUAUUUUCCUUUUUUCUACCGGAUGACCCCGAAACAAGAUCCUCCUUACUCAGGAAUUGUCAAGCUACUCCUGCAUUUCCCAUGGACCUGGAUUGGGCUCCUUUCUCAGCACAAUGAAAGAGGAGAAACCUUUAAAAGAAGCUUGGAAACUCUAGCUGUAAAAAGUGGGAUUUGCAUUGUCCUCUCAGAGACCAUCUCAGCAUCGAAUAUAGAUACAAGGUUUGGACAAAUGUCCAAGCAAGACGAAAAGAAAAUAGUCCUUUUUUUAAUCAAUAAUCAAGUGAAAAUUAUAGUUUGUCAACUGGAUUUUCAUGCCAUCGCCAUACUAUUUGCAUUAAUACAUAUUCAUGAAAAGAAUAAAACCUUCAUUGGGGGAAAAGUGUGGAUUGCAACAACUUGGUCUGAUUUCAGUAUCAGACUCUUUUACCGUGUGCUUGAUCUCCAAAGUAAACAUGCUUUGUUUUCCUUCCUCACCAAGACAAAGAGAAAGACAGAGUCUUAUUACUUUAAUUUAUAUUCCUCUACUGACAAACAGUUUGUAAAGAAAGCAUUCCAGUGUUCCUUUUCAAGGCCUGUGUUGUGUAAGAAAGUUUGGGAAAGGUGCACAGAAAAAGAGAUCCAGGAGAACCCACCCCGUGCUAUGGUUAAAAGAUACCUGCUGAAUGACGGCGCCAGUAUUUCCGAUGCAAUCCAAGCUGUGGCCUGGAUCCUCAGUGCUGCCUCUUCCUCCCAACUGAGUAAGGGGAGGGUGCAGGUUAGAGGCCAUCAGUCACCUCAUAUUGUACAACCAUGGCAGCUUCACUGGUUCAUGAGAAACUUUCAGCUUCAAAAUCUUUCCAGUGAUGGAGUUUAUUUGGAUGAAAAUGGGAUUCCCUUUGCUGACUUUGAUAUCAUGCACUGGAGAAUGUUUCCCAACAAGUCUUCUGCUGGGUUGAAAGUUGGGAGUGCAGAAAGAGAAGCCAUUUCCAAAGUCAAGGUCUUCAUCAAUCAGAGUGCCAUCGUCUGGCCAAGAUCAUUUAACAAGACAGUACCUUCAUCUAGAUGUACAGAAAGUUGUUCCCCAGGACAUGUCAAGCUCAUGAGAGAAGGAGCACCAGUUUGCUGUUACGACUGUUCUCUGUGUACGGAAGGAACAUUCUCUGUGCAAAAAGAAAUUUUGGGACUCCUCCUGGCUUCCUUUGCUCUUGCAUUGUCCCUAACCACUUCCUUUGUUCUGGGAAUCUUCAUUAAAUACCAAGAGACUCCCAUAGUCAAAGCCAACAACCGGGACCUCACCUACGUUCUCCUGGUUUCCCUCCUCCUUUCCUUCUUGACCUCUCUUCUAUUCAUUGGCCAGCCCAACAAAUUGACCUGUUUUCUUCGACAAGUCACUUUCAGCAUUGUUUUUUCUGUUGCUGUCUCUUCCUUGCUGGCCAAGACUGUCAUGGUGGUGGUGGCUUUCCUGGCUAAAAAGCCAGGGAGUCGAAUGAGGAAAUGGCUUGGGAAGAAUCUGGCCAAUUCAAUUGUUUUUUCUUGUUCUGGUGUUCAAGUGGGCAUUUGCAUCACGUGGCUGGGAAGCUCUCCCCCAUUUCCUGACUCUGACCUGCAUUCCCAACCAGGACAGAUUCUUAUGCAAUGUAAUGAAGGCUCCGUCAUCAUGUUCUACAUCGCCCUUGGCUACAUGGGCUUUCUGGCUGCCAUCUGCUUCAUGGUGGCUUUCUUGGCCCGAAAGCUGCCAGGGACCUUCAAUGAAGCCAAGUGGAUCACCUUCAGCAUGCUGGUCUUCUGCAGUGUUUGGAUCUCCUUUGGCAGAAGAACAUCCCAAACUACAGAUGUGGAAGGCAAAAGAACUUGUUGGCAGGAAGAGACAGAAUCUGAACUCUUUGAUCAUAUUUCUACUUUUGGGGGCAUCUACAAAAUUCCACAGGAACUGACUAAUUUCUUGAAUCUGAUUUUGAUGGGUUCCCUCUUCUGUCAUUUUUUGAAAUAUAACAGAAAUAUACUAGUACCUUAUGAUAACAGGGAAAAAGAAUGCUUUAUUUUCACCACUCAAGUGGUCAACCAGAAACUCCAGCUCCUGAAUAAUCUCACAUUUGGGUACAACAUACAUGAGAACUAUUUGAACCCACUUGGCACUUCAGAUGCCUUGCUGGACAUGCUCUCUACUGGAACAGCCAAUGUUCCUAACUACAGCUGUGGAAGGAAGGACAACCUUUUGGCUCUUAUUGAUGCAGCUGACAGGGAGAUCUCCAUCCAGAUGUCUACAUUAGUAGGCACCUAUAAAGUCCCACAGGAAAAUAAUGUAGCAUUUGGGAAUGAAAAGGAAUCCCAAGAGGCUAGCACUGGAAGCCAAAAUGGAGAAGACCUGCACUGCCACCAUGUACUUCCCCUUCGUGCUCAGAUGUCUGAUUAUAGUCAAACUAGUGAUGGUCUGGAACUUUUCUGGAGAAAGGUACCAUGA
Molecule: messenger RNA, 2928 nt
Organism: Crotalus tigris (Tiger rattlesnake)
Lineage: Eukaryota; Metazoa; Chordata; Lepidosauria; Squamata; Viperidae
Product: vomeronasal type-2 receptor 26-like
Exons: 11
Coding region: 1-2928 (975 amino acids)
Biological process (GO): G protein-coupled receptor signaling pathway
Cellular component (GO): membrane
Molecular function (GO): G protein-coupled receptor activity
Source: RefSeq, a predicted model, not a curated record